Molecule: messenger RNA, 4205 nt
Organism: Microplitis mediator
Lineage: Eukaryota; Metazoa; Arthropoda; Insecta; Hymenoptera; Braconidae
Product: membrane-associated protein Hem-like
Exons: 2
Coding region: 439-3807 (1122 amino acids)
Biological process (GO): cell morphogenesis; cell migration; cell projection assembly
Cellular component (GO): SCAR complex
Source: RefSeq, a predicted model, not a curated record
GUAUCUGUCCUGUGAUUUCAUAACAUUAUUUACGAAUACGCAUAGUGGUAUCUUAUUAUUACUUUGACUACCGUUUGUUAUGUAUAUAUUUAAAGACGAGUUUAAAAAAUUUAAUCUUACGUUAUUUUUAUUGAAAUUGUGUCUUUGAAGCACGUUAACUACUGAUCCACGUAAUGCUCUCAACAGUAUGAAUUGUACUUAGAAAUCUAUCGUACAAUAAGAAUUUUCAUGUGCUGUCAAUCUAAGUAAUAAAAAUCCAUGAUUUUUAAAAAUCAUUUUUUAUUCUUUCAGUGCAACAUUUUGCUACGAACAUUUUUACGAAUUUAAGGUGUGACCAUUACAAUUGAAUCAAGCGGAGUUGAUUUCCAAUUAAAGUUUUCGAACUGAUUAUAGUUAUUAUUAUUGCUAUAAACAAUUAAUACAUAGAAAAUAGACGCCAUGGCUCGCCCAUUAAUUUCAAGCCAACAAAAAUUAGCAGAAAAAUUAAUUAUUCUUAAUGAUCGUGGUGUAGGAAUGUUGACCCGCAUUUACAAUAUCAAGAAAGCUUGUGGUGAUGCGAAAUCUAAACCAGCUUUUUUAUCUGACAAAACACUUGAAUCAUCUAUUAAAUUAAUCGUCCGUAAAUUUCCUAAUAUAGACGUCAAAGGACUUCAAACAAUCACAAACUUGCGCAAUGAAAUAAUAAAGUCACUGUCUUUAUAUUACUACACAUUCGUUGAUUUGUUAGAUUUUAAAGACAACGUUUGUGAAUUACUAACAACUAUGGACGCUUGUGGAGUGCAUUUGGAUAUAACUCUUAAUUUUGAUUUAACUAAAGCAUAUCUAGAUUUAACAGUAAUUUACGUUACUCUUAUGAUUUUACUUUCAAAAGUAGAAGAUCGGAAGGCAGUAUUAGGUCUCUUCAAUGUAGCCCACGAAAUGGUUCAUAAUCAAUCCGAUCAUAGUUUUCCUCGAUUAGGUCAAAUGAUCAUGGAUUAUGAUCUUCCACUAAAAAAACUCUCAGAAGAAUUUGUUCCUCAUUCAAAAUUAUUAAGAAAUGCUUUGAACUCACUUUGGGCUAUUUAUCCAAGCAGAAAUUUGUCAGCAGAUAGUUGGAGAGCAGAUCAAAAAUUGAGCUUGAUCGGAAGCCCAGGUCAAAUAUUGAAAGCUUCGGCCACUGACACAAUGUCUUGUGAAACAUUAAGUUUGGAUAAAAUAGAAAAAUGGAUCAUUCUGGGUUUCACGUUGUGUCACUCUUUUUUAAAUCAAGAACAAUCAAACAAAUUAUGGGUCACUGCUCUUGAGUCUAGAUGGGUGUUAGCCCUCUUUCGCGAUGAAGUUAUCUACAUACAUCAAUAUAUUCAAUCUUUUUUCGAAACUAUUAAAGGCUAUAGUAAAAAAAUUUCAGAAGUGAAAGAAUGUUAUAAUCAUGCGAUUCAAAAAUCUAGUUACAGACAUAGAGAAAGACGAAAAUUUUUGAGAACUGCUUUAAAAGAAUUGGGACUAAUCUUGACUGAUCAACCCGGUCUCUUAGGUCCUAAAGCAUUGCUAGUAUUUAUGGGAUUAUCUCACGCAAGGGAUGAAAUUCUAUGGAUUUUAAGACAUGGAGACAACCCACCGAAUCAAGGAAAAGGAAAAGGACGUGGAAAUGAAGACUUGGUUGAUAGACAACUUCCUGAACUUUUGUUUCAUUGUGAAGAGUUAAGAGCUCUUGUUAGAAAAUAUUCUCAAGUUCUUCAACGUUAUUAUGUUCAGUUUUUAUCAGGCUUUGAUGCUCCUACACUUCAUCAAAUAAUUCAAAGCCUCCCGGUUUGCCCGGAGGAUGAAGGAGCAAUUUUGAGUGAUUUAUGUUCGGUCAUGGCAAAUGUAUCGAUAAAACAAGUUGAAGAGAAUGAUUUAUUUGAUUUUCGUCCAUUAAGAAUUGACUGGAUCAGAUUGCAAGCGUACAUGUCUGUCAACAAAUGUAAUAUGAGCCUCACGGAUAAUCGUGAGUUGGCGUCUUUUAUGGAUACAGUAAUUUUCCACACGAAAAUGAUAGACAAUCUUGAUGAAAUGCUUAUUGACACUUCAGAUUUGUCCAUUUUCUGUUUUUAUAGCAAAAUUUUUGAAGAUCAAUUUCAUAUGUGUCUCGAAUUUCCCGCUCAAAACAGAUACAUCGUUGCUUUUCCACUUAUAUGCAGUCAUUUUCAAAGUUGUACUCAUGAGCUUUGUCCUGAAGAACGACAUCAUAUUCGAGAACGAAGUCUUUCUGUCGUUAAUAUGUUUCUCGAUGAAAUGGCGAAAGAAGCUAAAAAUAUUAUAACAACAAUUUGUGAUGAACAAUGCAAUAUGAGUGACAAACUUUUACCGAAACACUGUGCGCAAUUGAUUUCACAAGUUGUUAAUCGUAAAAAAAAAGAUAAAAAUAAAAAGAACAUUUAUGAAAUCCAUAAACCUGGAGUAGAAAGCUAUAGAAAAACCAGGGAAGAGCUCACCACCAUGGAUAAAUUACAUAUGGCGUUGACUGAACUUUGCUAUGCAAUUAAUUUUUGUCCUACUAUUAAUGUCUGGGAAUACACAUUUGCACCACGAGAGUACCUGAACCAGCAUCUCGAAACAAGGUUUUCUAGAGCUCUAGUUGGUAUGGUGAUGUUCAAUCCAGAUGCUAGUGAAAUAGCGAAACCAUCAGAACUUUUUGUGAGUGUUCGAGCAUACAUGAACGUCCUUCAAACGGUUGAAAAUUAUAUUCAUAUUGAUAUUACUCGGGUUUUUAAUAAUGCACUUCUUCAGCAAACUCAAGCAUUAGAUAGUCAUGGUGAUAAAACCAUUGCUGCUCUGUAUACACAAUGGUAUUCUGAAGUCUUAUUAAGGCGUGUUAGUGCUGGCAAUAUUUGUUAUUCUUCGAACCAACGAGCGUUUGUGAGUUUAUCGGUAGAAAGUGCGGUACCAUUUAAUGCAGAAGAAUUUUCGGAUAUUAAUGAACUUCGGGCUUUAACUGAGCUUAUAGGUCCGUACGGAAUGAAAAUGCUCAAUGAAACACUUAUGUGGCAUAUUUCUAGUCAAGUGCAGGAACUGAAAAAACUUGUUGCUAACAAUAAAGAAGUCCUUAUAGCUCUUAGAACUAAUUUCGAUAAACCCGAUAUCAUGAAGGAGCAAUUCAAGCGAUUGCAACAUGUUGAAAAUGUUCUACAGAGAGUUACAAUAAUUGGGGUCAUUCUCAGUUUUAGACAACUUGCACAAGCUGCUUUAGUUGAUGUUUUAGAAGAACGUAUACCUUUUCUUCUAAGUUCAAUACUUGAUUUUCGGCAUCAUUUGCCGUCGGGCGAUCCAAUGCGCUUGAUUUCUGAAAUGACUUCUGCUGCUGGGUUGAUGUGCAAAGUAGAUCCAACACUCACCAAUGCACUAAAAAUUCAGAAAACAGAAGUAGAUGAGGAUGAACAUUUAUUAGUUUGUCUCUUAAUGGUUUUUGUGGCUGUUUCCAUUCCAAAAUUAGCUCGUAAUGAAAAUUCAUUUUAUCGUGCAUCAUUAGAAGGACAUUCAAAUAAUAUACAUUGCAUUGCUACCGCUAUAAACAACAUAUUCGGUGCACUUUUUACAAUAUGUGGUCAAAAUGAUAUCGAAGACAGAAUGAAGGAAUUCUUAGCAUUGGCUUCAUCCAGCUUGCUGAGACUCGGCCAAGAAAUUGAUAAAGAAACUAUCAAAAACAGGGAGUCAAUUUAUCUUUUACUCGAUGAAAUCGUUCAAGAGUCACCAUUUUUAACAAUGGAUCUUCUAGAAAGUUGUUUUCCCUAUGCGCUUAUACGAAAUGCAUACCAUGAUGUAUACAAAUUAGAACAUAAUCAGAUGUAAAACAGUUUAAGUUCUGUAAUUUAUAAUAAACUAAUAUAACACUCUACGUAUCGAUUAAAGCCAUGUAUUUUUAUACAAUACUAGCUUUACCAACUCGUUCCAUUGGACAUUUAUAAUAAUAAUUUACAAUAAUUUAGCAUAAAUAACUUAUAUUGGUUUUGCCACAUCGAGACCCAAUCGGGAACUUGUUGGGAUAUCCCAGUGAAAAAAUUAUUAUUAUUUUAAUAACUUUUAUUAUUCAUAUACAAUCUGAAAUACUCAAAAUUUGUUAUUGAAAUUUUUUUAUUUUUGCAAAAAGUUGAUAAUAAAACUAAUUUAUUUUUUACGCUUAUACAUGUACAUUGUGCAAAAUAUUUAUGUUAAAAUUACUUUCUUUUUUAAUCUAAAUUAUUUAUAAA